AUGAAUUGCCUUCCCACCGGAUUCAUCCUAAAAAGGGCAUUAUUUCCCUUAUUGCUCACCUUUCCAUUGAUCUAUGGAACGCCGUCCCGGUAUAACCAGGGGUAUAACAUGUUCCAGGGAAGCGCAUACUCUGGCUCAGAACAAAGACAGAGGAAUAAGUGAGUCCAUUUUUCAUAAACGUUUGGCCAUGUAUAAUUUGAUAAUUUUGUGUGUAGUUUUGACUGAUCAUUUAUGGUUAUUAUUGUCUUAAUUGUCUAGAGUAUACUUAUUUUAAUUCUUUCUGAUGCCUCUUUCGCUGUAGGCCCAUACUGAAUUAGAUAUAGUUUUUGUUUUUGGCAUCGACAUUUGAACAAAAAAAACUAAAUUCUUAUAGGCCUACACAUAUAGCCUAUGUUAUUUUUUACUUAUUUUUUUUAGAAUGGAAUAAAAAUGGUAAUGUACAAUUUCGCUGCAAUCUCAUAAAAUAAUGAAAUCAACAAAUAUGUAUGGUAGGCUACAGAAUUAUUUAGAUUAUUCGACUUCAAGGAUUCAUUUCUAUAGAAUAGGCGGCAUUUUUUCGUCAUUGUCAUUUUGUGUGACACAUUAAUGCUUUUCCAGAAACUGGUGCGCAUACGUUGUGCACAAGAACGUGAGCUGUGCGGUCGUUGGAGGCACGGAGAGCUUUGUGCUGCCGGAGUCCGCGCCAUGCCCGAAACAUCAGCCCAACUGCGCGCAACAAGUGAUGUAAGUGCCCCAAGACGCUCGAAAGGGUGGAGUGCUGCUAUUUUUAUUGGUCUAAAGAGCGGUGUUACAGUAGUGACUCAACAUCAUUCAAGUAUGACGACUUUGAACACUUAUGCCGCAUUCAAGUGUUAGUCGGAACUAGGAAACUCUGUAAUUUCCGACAUGCUAACUGGUUGAAUGCAGCACGCGUAUAACUUCUACCAGUUAGUAAAUCGGACAUUUUCGAGUUUCGGAAUUCCGACUAGCACGUGAACGCAGCAAUAAUUUCGAACGUUCAUAAGAUUUCCAUAUGUAUCAAACAAUAGAGCUAGCCAGCGUGUAGUCUUAAAACCCGGAAAUGAGUUACCUCUGGUUCAUUCAGACAUCCCUAUGGAACAAUGAAUGGGGAAAUAAUAUGGUUUUGGAAUUAACACCGAAAAUAAGGUCUGAGGUUAACACAGGCUCAGGAGAUCUUAUAUGUUUUGUUCUGUGAGAUAAUAGCAGUCAUGAAUUAUGAAGCCUUUAUGUGCUUUUUUGUUUUACAAACUUCUUCAAAUAAAUAAAAAAUGGACAUUAGCUGAUUAAGAUUAUUUCAUAGAACAAAACGUAUAAGAUCUAAGCCUGUGUUUACCACAUACCUCAUUUUCGGCAUUUAUUCAAAAACCCUACAAAAACACCUUUCAUUUUCCUCAUAGGCUUUGUCUAACGAAUCAUGGCGGAGUUGGUGUCUACAAAAAGAUGCCAUUACUAUUUCUCUCUAGUGUUGAGGAUCCAUGGUUGGUCCCAUCCUCUGCCUGAGACUGUCUCUAAGAAAUAGUAUUCAAAACACUGUUACAUGAUUGCAUUGUUUAUUGGCAUUCCAACUAAACCUGUGUAAAUCUCAGCAAAGAAAAUAACUAGUCAGCUGUUAAUGUAGGCUAUUGUAUUCAUGAUUGCCAUCAGCAAGUUUAUCACUGCACUACAGCAGCAGAGGGUAUGUCUCUGUGAUCUUUGCACCCACUGUUAGGUCAGUUGGGUCACUAACUGGGAUAGUGUGUAGUGAUAAACCUAGGACAUAGGCCCCUACUUGUCCCGUCAUCCUCUGUAAUCUGUCUUCACUCCUUCCGAUCAUCAGAUUAUUCAAUAUUUACGACAGAUCAUCUCUGGGUGAUUUAGACGUUUAUGAGACAAGUGAAUUUGAUUGAUUGAUUCUUUAUGGUCUAUUUGUCAGUGUCUGCGACAAGUAAAAUGUCCACGAGCCAUUGAGCUUUAUGGUAGAUAAGGGGGGGGAUAAAGGAUUGUGCAGCUGAGAAGAAUAGGCCCUUUAUCUUCCUAAACUGUAAAUAAGCAACUGCUUGUCCUGGCACGCAUGGCACUGUUACUCCCAGCCCCCCUGUGCAACAUCAGAGGCAUCUGACACAUUUCUCCUUGGGUUGGCUGCUUUCAUGUGUGUUAUGAUUGAACAUCAUGUUGGGCAACAAGCAGCCAGCUCUGAGAUAAUAUCCUGGGGCCAGUGACGAUGCGUGGUUCCACAUUUGACUGGGUGUGAAUGGUGGAAAAUAUGAGGCAGCGUUAAAAGGAGUGCAUGAUUCAUUAGGAGUGUGACUGGCUAGCUAGCCCAUUUGGAGUUUGUUGUCAUAAAUAAACAGAUCUUUAUUGCUCGACAAAGCAUUGUUCACAUUUCAUUAACAUAAAGGCCCAUUGAAACUUUAAAGCAGAAGGUCACUGUAGAAUAACAUUGAGGGGGUUUUAUGUUGUGAUCAUAAUUGCUAGAGUAUGUCUUGGUUGAAGUCUUUCCUUUGAGCUGUUCCCGAUGUCCUUCAUGGUUAGAUUGAUUAAAUCUGUUUUAAAAUAUGAAUAUCAUUACCAUUGCUAAUUCGUGAGGACUGCCAGUCAAGUUAAGUCAAAACGAUCUCCCCAAUGUAGAAAAUGUGAAUGCACCUUUAGGUCAUCUCUUUCUAACCAUCAUCUUUAUUUUUCCCAGGUAUCGGACCCAAUUCCGCCCCAUGUAUAAGGUUAGCUAUAAGCUGGUGACCGAGCUGGAGUGGAGGUGCUGUCCAGGGCACCAGGGUCAUGACUGCAAAGACCUGAAAGGCAUCCCAUCCCAUCAGACAGUGCUGGGGCCUCGGCCCACCCUGCCGCCUGCCCCUGGUCACGUCCCAGAGACACAGGGUAGGAGAGUUGCUUAAACCUACCUCACCUUGUAGAGACAGAUACCUGACCCUAAACCCUAUAUAGAGCCCAUACAUGACUAGUAUGCUUGUUUUCUCAUAUGAUUCGUUUAGGAAUGUUUUGCACUACUCUACUAAUGUAAUCAUGUAAAACAUAGAUUACACCCACAAUUAGAUGUACAUAUCCUAGAUGAAAAUAGGAUUUAUCCUAACCAUCUGAUAACCCCCCUGUAGGUCCGGGGCAGCAGGCAUGGGGUCAGAGUGGCCACCCCUGGGGGGCAGGGAGGCAGCCAGGAGGUCAGACAGGCCAAGGGCCGGUGGGGGGCCAGGGAGGGAAACAGACAACACAGCCGCUGGAGGAGGAGGUACAGCGUCUGUCCCAGCAGGUUCUAGACAUGCAGGCAGCCAUGACCAGCCUGUCAGCCAACCUGAGAGUGGACCUGCAGGAGGACGCCAGCAAGAUGCUGGUCACGCUGCUCAACAUCUUGCAGCAGCCAGACAGCGUGCGUGGGGAGCAGCAGAGCAUGCUGCUGCAGGGUCUUUCCCUGGAAAAGGAGUACAACACGGUGGACAUGGACAAGUUCACGAGCAAGAUCAACCACCUCACCGACACCAUUAACACCAAGAGCAAGGUACUGGACGACCUCCAGGUCAGAGUCAACCACUAUGACGGACAGCUCCGCCUGCUAAUGGAGGCCAGCCCGGCCACACCCCCUCCCGCUCCUCCGGCCAAUGAUGCGACCCUGCGCGCCUACGUGGACACAAAGUUCCACGCCCUGAAGAACGAGAUGAUGGAGGGCAUGGAGAUCAAGAUGGCGGACCUGAAGAACUCUUGUGACUAUAAGAUGCUGUCGGUGCAGGAGCAGUGUGAGGGCCAGGAGAACAGCUACCUUAGCCUGACCGAGCUCCUCGAGUCCAAGGAGAUGGACCUCCGCAAGGAGAUCCAGGACCUCAAGAACCAGCUGCCUAAUUCACAGAGGGAAGACGGAACCUCUUCAGGGGUGGAGGAGCUGCGGAAGGAGCUGUUCCGGGUCACUGAGGCCCAGCUGAGCCUCCAGUCCAGCCUAGAGAAGAAGUCCAAGCCUGACCCACUCCUGCCCCGUGUGGAAGAGCUGGAGGCCCGUCAGAACAGUUCGGAGAGGAGUGUGGAGGUGCACAGCCUCUUCCUGGAGGAGAAGCUGAGGAGAGAGGGGGCGGAGGGGGCCGCAGACCUGAAGAAGGCUAUGGAGGACAGGAUGAGCUCCAUGGAGGACCAAGUCACCACUCUACUGGUGGAGAUAAGCAGCCCCGUAUCUGGGGCUCAGACUGGGCUAGAGGCACUGCAGAGUGAGGUGGCCUCUCACAAAACCAGUGUUCAGGCUCUGGAGGAACAGACUAAAUGCCCUAGAACAUCUGUGCUCUACGGAGUGCAAGUCUGACCAACCGGCCAUAGAGAGCAUUCAACAGAACCUCCAGGUCUACAGAACCAGCCUGGACACAAUGGAGUCUAGCAUCAAUGAGCACUCAGCUAGUCUUGGAGACAUGGAGGAUUUUGUCCAAGGGCAGCUCCUGAACCAUACUGCCAGUCUUACAGAUGUGCAGGAAGAGCUGGGAGCUCUUAAAGGACGUAUGGGAGGACAGGAGGGCUCUCUGUCAGCCUUGGGUCUCUCUCUCAGCCAGCAGUCCCUGGAGCUCCAGGGGCAGCUUCUGAACCACAGUGCCAGUCUUAGAGGCGUGGAAGAAGCGCUAGGAGCUCUUAGUGGACGUAUGGGAGAGCAGGAGGGCUCUCUGUCGGCCCUGGGUCUCUCUCUCAGCCAGCAGUCCCUGCAGCUCCAGCAACUGAACACCUGUUGCCUAAGAAGUGCAGGGCCGGCCCAUGAGGCCAGGGACCUGCUAGAGCUCCACCUGGCCCAGAGAGAGGAGCCAAGGGCCAGGCUGGAGGAGCUGGGCCGGGAGGUGAGGGCUGAGGCAGACCACUGCAGGAACAGGACCGAGGGCGUAGCUCUGGACGUUGCCAGCGUGGACAGCCGGGUUACCAGCUUGGAGAACGUGUGCGGUAGGCUGGAGCCCAUCUCCAGCAGCCUGCACAGGAUCAAGGAGGGGCUGAACAAGCAUGUGACCGGCCUGUGGAACUGCAUCAGCCGGAUCAACGGCACAUUGCAAGCCCACACCACGGACAUCAGAGGACUGAAGAGAACAUACCAGAACCUCCAGGACCACUUCUCAGGCAUCAACCAGGACCUACAUCAUCUGACCACCAGUCCUGAGAACACUGGUAAGACUUGA
Coregonus sp. 'balchen' is the source of this 5117-nucleotide messenger RNA. NCBI's taxonomy places the organism in Eukaryota, Metazoa, Chordata, Actinopteri, Salmoniformes, Salmonidae. The record is from the annotation of a GenBank genome assembly.